Messenger RNA from Impatiens glandulifera, 453 nucleotides. RefSeq lists its product as uncharacterized. Lineage: Eukaryota; Viridiplantae; Streptophyta; Magnoliopsida; Ericales; Balsaminaceae. Bases 1 to 453 code for a protein of 150 amino acids. The record is from RefSeq and is a predicted model, not a curated record. The transcript has a single exon.
AUGGUGGUGGUACUUCUAUAUGUGGAUGAUAUAAUCUUGACGGGCAGUAACUAUGAUGAGGUUUCUCGGUUACAAGAUGAGUUCUCGCUUCACUUUGAGAUGAAGAAGCUUGGUGAACUUGGAACUUUCCUUGGUCUACAAAUCGAAAAUUUCGAGAAAGGUUUGUUUGUAUCGCAGAUCAACUAUGCAAAGAAAUUGAUAGAUAAAUUUGGUAUGAAGGGUGGAAAAAAGAGUUAUACUCAUCUUAACGUAAAUCCCAAACUCAGUCGAGACGAAGGAACAUGUCUAUCAGAUCCUCGUCUGUAUCGUGCUUUUGUGGGAAGUCUAAUUUAUCUGACUAUAACAAGGUCUGGCAUUGCUUAUGCAGUUGGAGUGGUGAGUCGAUACAUGCAGGAGCCAAGGAAACCACACCUCGAAGAAGAUCGUGAUUCCACAUAUCUAUUACCAUCCUAA